UGUAGCAAAGAUUAUAAUUGUUUCGUCUUUUUGCAGUUGGAUAUAAAACGGGCAAUGCGUAUGUUUGAAGAUGCAACAAGAUUGGUAUCUAUAGUGGAUAUGUUCAGUGACAACGAAACUUUUGAGGAAGUUGCUACAGAGAAUAUCAAAUAUUUUUUAUUACCAGCUCUGUUGGGCAAACUUACCAAUCAGAUAUGUGUUACCGAUGAUAGAAUGCAUUUGGUUAAAGUAGCAGAAGUCUAUUUUGUAGAUUUUUUAAAGCGGCUGAAAGCAUAUGGUUUGACAGACGUGGAAAUACCUGAAAUUGGUUUAGCCAAUGAGAAAAAGGAAAAAGAUAAUCAGAAUACAUCAGAUUCUUCAUCAAAGAUGUUAGAAGAUAUGGUGAUUCGUAGAAAUACAAAGUUACAAAGGUACCAACAAGAGAAAGAUUUGGAAUCUCAUUUGAAUACUUUGAAGAAAAACUUAGAUAAUCCAAAUAUUGAUGAUGAAAUUAAGAGAGAAUAUUUUGUUACUCUUCUAAAAUUAUAUGCAGUCCGAAUCGUCGACGAAUUAAAUUUGUUGAAAACGGAGAAAACGAUUUUGGAGAAUAUGAAGCAAAUGGGACCUAUGCAUACUUUAACUUCUGAAUUACAAAAAAAGAAAAAAUUACCAACUCCGAAACUGCAACCUAUUAUCAUUACACGUGAUGAGAUACAAAAGAAAGUUUUCGGAACAGGCUAUCCAAGUUUACCAGUUUUAACGGUACAAGAGUUCUACGAUCAAAGAGUUAAGGAUGGAGACUGGCCUGAUCCAUCACAUCAUAACGCAACAAAUUCUCGGUGUCUACAAAAUAUAGCGAACAAGCAAGAUACGAGCGCAGACAGUGAGGACAAUGAGGUCAUUUUGAAGGAGGAAAAAGAAGAAGAAGAUGAUCUUGAAUAUCUUGAACGAGCGCGUGCAAUGGAUGAAUAUAAAGACACACAUCGUCGUGGAUGGGGUAAUCGUGCUAAUAGAAGUUGAACGAGAUUGAUAUAUGUUAUAAUUUUUUUGUCUAAAUAUUUAUUCUUUACCUCAAUAUGCUUUCUUUUGUCUUCGUUUAUGAUUUGUAACCGUCGAAUCACGUUUUACUUGUAAAAUUGAAUAUCUUAAAACAUAAAACAAGCCUUAGAAGCGAGAGAUACUAAUGUUUAAGAUUCUCCUGGUCAUCCAUUACUACUAUCGCAAAUUAUGACGUUAAAAACAAGAAAAUACAAUAAAAAUUUUUACAAAAUA
Messenger RNA from Wasmannia auropunctata (little fire ant), 1251 nucleotides. RefSeq names its product immunoglobulin-binding protein 1b (gene Tap42). The annotation marks the transcript as partial. Lineage: Eukaryota; Metazoa; Arthropoda; Insecta; Hymenoptera; Formicidae. Gene Ontology annotation, biological process: regulation of signal transduction; regulation of dephosphorylation. Gene Ontology annotation, cellular component: cytosol. The record is from RefSeq and is a predicted model, not a curated record. Gene Ontology annotation, molecular function: protein phosphatase 2A binding. The transcript is spliced from 3 exons.